Tupaia belangeri chinensis (Chinese tree shrew) is the source of this 963-nucleotide messenger RNA. Its product is annotated as olfactory receptor 1L4. Gene Ontology annotation, molecular function: olfactory receptor activity; G protein-coupled receptor activity. NCBI's taxonomy places the organism in Eukaryota, Metazoa, Chordata, Mammalia, Scandentia, Tupaiidae. Gene Ontology annotation, cellular component: membrane. The transcript has a single exon. Gene Ontology annotation, biological process: G protein-coupled receptor signaling pathway. The coding region runs from base 16 to 963 and encodes 315 amino acids. The record is from RefSeq and is a predicted model, not a curated record.
CCUAACCCGUCCAGGAUGUCCGGAGACAUAGAGAUCAAGAACUACAGCAGCAGCUCCUCAGGCUUCAUCCUCCUGGGCCUCUCUUCUAACCCUCAGAUGCAGAAGCCCCUCUUUGCAAUCUUCCUCAUCAUGUACCUGGUCACCGUGGUGGGGAAUGUGCUCAUCAUCCUGGCCAUCCGCUCCGAUUCCAGGCUCCAUUCUCCUAUGUACUUUUUUCUCAGCAACUUGUCCUUCAUGGACAUCUGCUUCACAACAGUCAUCGUGCCCAAAAUGCUGGUGAAUUUACUCUCAGAGAUAAAGGCUAUUUCCUAUGUGGGUUGCCUGGUACAGAUGUAUUUCUUUAUAGCGUUUGCAAACACUGACAGCUACCUGCUGGCGUCCAUGGCCAUUGACCGGCUGGUGGCCAUCUGCAAACCCUUCCACUAUGAUGUGGUUAUGAACCCAUGGCGUUGUCUCCUUAUGCUACUGGGUUCUUGCACCAUCUCCCACCUGCACUCUCUGCUCCGUGUACUUCUCAUGUCUCGCCUGUCUUUCUGUGCCUCCCAUGUCAUUAAGCACUUUUUCUGUGACACUCAACCCGUGCUAAAGUUGUCCUGCUCUGACACAUCCUCCAACCAGAUUGUGGUCAUGACCGAGACCUUGGCAGUCAUUGCGACCCCCUUCCUGUGCAUCCUCUUCUCCUACCUACGAAUCAUUGUCACUGUGCUCAGAAUCCCCUCUGUAGCUGGGAAGUGGAAGGCCUUUUCUACCUGUGGCUCACACCUCACUGUAGUGGUCCUGUUCUACGGGAGUGUCAUCUAUGUCUAUUUUAGGCCCCUGUCCAUGUACUCAGUGGUAAAGGACAGGGUGGCCACUGUUAUGUACACAAUAGUGACACCCAUGCUGAACCCUUUCAUCUACAGCCUAAGAAAUAAAGAUAUGAAGAAAGGCCUGAGAAAAUUAAGGGACAGAGUUCACUCAUAG